AACCAGAGCCAGAGACGUCCAAACCAGCAAGACCACACCACUGCUCCCACUGUGGAAAGAGUUUUACUAAGUUAGGGAACAUAAAAAUACAUAAGACAAUGCACUCUGGAGAGAAGCCUCACCAUUGCUCCAUUGACGUGAUGGCGAGCGGGGAUCAGCAUGAGAGAAAACACACAAUCUGAUUCCUUAAAGAAUCACCAGAGAAUCCACACAGGAGAGAGGCCGUACAGCUGCUCAGUGUGUGACAAGUGUUUCACCAUUAAGGGUCACCUUACUAGACACCAGCUGACACACACAGGGGAGAAAUCUCACCACUGCUCUGACUGCGGGAAGAGUUUCACUCUCUCAGGCAACCUAAAAACACAUCAGUUAACACACACAGGAGAGAAGCCUUACCACUGCUCUGACUGUAAGAAGGGUUUCAUCACUAAAGGUCAACUGACUGACCACCAACAGAGACACACAGCGGAGAAAACUCACUACUGCUCUGAGUGCGGCAAGAGCUUCAAGUGUUUAGUGGACCUGAGAUGCCACGUUCAGCGCAAACACAGUGGGACACCCUACCAUUGCACCCUCUGCGAGCGCAGCUUCAGCUCCCCACAGCAUCUGAAGUACCACCAGAUGAGACACACGGGAGAGAAACCGUUCGUCUGCACCGACUGCGGGAAGAGAUUCACUCAGAGUGGGGGGUUGACAUACCACAGGAGGAUUCACACCGGAGAGAAACCUCACAGCUGUGAUCAGUGUGACAAGAGUUUCACUAUGAAGAGCAGUCUGCAAUCACACCAGCGGACACACAGAGGAGAGAAGCCUUUUAAAUGUGAUCAAUGUGGGAAGAAAUUCACUCAGUCAACUAAACUGACUGUACACAAGAGAACACACAGGAGAGAUGGCUUUUAGUUGUGAUCAAUGUGGGAAGAGAUUCACUGAGUCAGGAACCCUCAAUCUUUUUUGCAUGGACCAGUGAAAUGAUGAGGUUCAAUGGGAGGGCUGUGUUAUGAGGCUCUCUGGAGCAACACACUGAGGUCAGAGGGAGGGGUGGAGGGAGGGUUGGGGCAGUGUUCAUUCUGUCACCUAUUUUGGGAUGUAGUUUUAGUCUUUAUGACUAAAAUACCUUUUAGUCUUAGUCCCAUUUUAGUAAUUUCAUUCUUCUUAGCUUUAGUUAUUAUCAGUCGACUAAAACUCUAGACAAUUUGUGUGCAGUUUUGGUCAUUUUAGUCCUAUUUUACUCAUUGUAUACUGAACAAGAAAUAUAAACGCAACAUGUAAAGUGUUGGUCCCAUGUUUGAGCUGAAAUAAAAGAAA
Molecule: messenger RNA, 1305 nt
Organism: Coregonus clupeaformis (lake whitefish)
Lineage: Eukaryota; Metazoa; Chordata; Actinopteri; Salmoniformes; Salmonidae
Product: gastrula zinc finger protein XlCGF17.1
Exons: 2
Coding region: 160-900 (246 amino acids)
Biological process (GO): regulation of transcription by RNA polymerase II
Cellular component (GO): nucleus
Molecular function (GO): DNA-binding transcription factor activity, RNA polymerase II-specific; RNA polymerase II transcription regulatory region sequence-specific DNA binding
Source: RefSeq, a predicted model, not a curated record